UCAUAAGGGAAACUUUUCAUAAUCAUCAUCAUUAUUAUUAUUGUUGUUUAUUGUUAAACGCUUUUCAUUCAUAAUUUUCCAUCGUUCGUGUUUUGUUUAUGCACGGUAGGUUCGGCAGGGCGUCGGGGCGUCCGGCGUCAUCGCGCAAUUAAGACGGCGAACAUGGCUAAAAGACGACGAUCUCUAUAGCAUGGGGUAGUUGCAUUUAUAUAAUGUGCAGAGACUGUUUCCCAUGGUGCACCCUCCGGUUCACUAUACUCCUUUUAAUAAGCGCAAGCAGCGACGGAGUUGAUCUGCAAGGUCCAAUUUUCAUCCAAGAACCAUCGCAUAGAGUCGAAUUCAGCAAUAUUUCUGGAGGAAAAAUUGACUGCACAGGUCACGGGAGUCCAACCCCCGAAAUCGAUUGGGUUUUAGCCGACGGAUCUCCAGUUCACCAGAUCCCAGAAUUAAGGAUAAUUUACUCGAACGGGUCGCUGGUUUUUCCAGCUUUUCCGCAAGAAAAGUUCCGCCAUGAUAUACACACUAAUUUGUACAAGUGCAGAUUGAGAAGUAACUUGGGAAGUGUAUUAAGUAGGGAUGUUCAUGUAAAGGCGGUCGUAAAACAAUCCUACGACGUUCAAGUGUACGACGAAUACGUCAUUUCUGGAAACACUGCGGUACUAAAGUGCAAAAUUCCAAGUUACGUGGCCGAAUAUGUUAUGGUAACGUCCUGGAUUCAGGACGGGACGAAUAACAUCUAUCCUAACACGGACAUCGGAGGAAAAUACAUAGUCCUUGGGAACGGUGACCUCUACAUAAGUAACGCAGGACCUAGCGAUGGCUACAAGAAUUACGCCUGCCGAACUGUGCAUCGACUUACAGGUGAAAUUCAACUAAGUACAUAUCCAGGAAGAGUUAUAAUAACCGAGCCUAAAGGGAGUGUCCAGCCGCGAAUCACGGUGGACAAGUACAAUUCGCGACGGGCUGUUAUAGGGGGUGAUGUAACACUUCCCUGUGUCGCCCAAGGUCAUCCUGUGCCAGAAUAUCAUUGGAGUCGCGAACUUCAAGAUCAGACAACUUCCGUGCCCGUGGCACUUGGAGAAAGGAUCAGCCUUAUUGCUGCCGGUCUCCUUAAAAUAUCUAAGGUAAGAUUAGAAGACCGAGGUGUUUACAUUUGCCACGCGAAUAAUUCCGCGGGGGAGGAAAGCGUGAGAGUAACGCUCGAGGUGACCGCGCCUUUAUCGGCUCACAUGCAACCCCAAACGCAGACGGUCGAUGUGGGGAGAGAGGCGAGUUUUCAUUGCGUGAUCGGGGGAUAUCCGGUGUCUCAGGUCGCGUGGUUACACAAUGCCAAGACCAUCGUUUCCGAUGCCAAAGUCGAAAUACAAAACGACCUCCCCAAACUGACCAUCAAACAACUGUCGAAAGAAGACAAAGGAAUGUACCAGUGUGUAGUUAGCAACAAUUGGGAUCAAGCAGAAGCGAUAGGGGAAUUAAACAUAGGAGACGCCGGUCCUGAAUUAACUUACUGGUUUUCUGAGCAAACCCUUCAACCUGGGCCUACGGUAUCAUUAAAGUGUGUUGCUAGCGGUGCUCCUCCCCCCAGAUUCACUUGGUCACUUGAUGGAUUUCCUAUUCCCGAUAGUCCUCGUUUCCUUGUUGGCCAGUACGUUACUGUACAGGACGACGUAAUAAGCCACGUGAAUAUAAGCAACAUCAAAGCCGAGGAUGGGGGUGAGUACACUUGUACGGCCCAAAACAGCGUGGGAAAGGUGUCCCAUAGUGCAAAAGUUAAUGUCUAUGGUCUUCCAUUUAUCCGUGAGAUGCCGAAAGUUGUCGGCGUGGCUGGGAUGGAUCUGGUGGUGAAAUGUCCGGUUGCUGGUUAUCCGAUCGAAACUAUCUCGUGGGAAAGAGAUGGACAAAUCCUACCGAUUAACAGGAGACAGAAAGUUUUCGCUAACGGCACGUUGGUUAUCGAACAGACGCAGCCGAGUGAGGACGCCGGGACAUACACGUGCCAAGUUCAAAACAAACAACGGAAUUCGGCCAGACGUAAUGUCGAAAUUCGAAUUAAUGUUCCCCCGAAAAUUUUACCCAUCAACCCAAUGACCGAUGUAUUACGAGAAGGCAUGAGGGCUCCCAUUACGUGCCAAAUAAUGGAAGGAGAUCUUCCCAUCACGUUCCGCUGGGAGAGGAAUGGAAAGCUUAUUUCCAACAACAUAAGCAUGGGCACAUCAGUUAGAAGAAUCGAUGAAUUUUCGUCAUCUUUAAUAUUGGAAAAAGUAACCUCCAUGCACAGCGGAAAUUACACCUGUAUUGCAAGUAACGUGGCUGGCGUGGAAAAGUAUACGGUUCCCCUGUCAGUUAACGUUCCUCCACGAUGGACUGUAGAACCUUCAGAUUCCAACGUGGCUUCAGGUAAAGAAGCCGUCAUUCACUGUCAAGCAGAAGGAUAUCCGCAUCCAACCAUAACAUGGAGAAAAGCUGUAGGAGAACAGCAUCCUGGCGAAUAUAAAGAGUUCAUCUUCGACUCAAACAUUCAGCUACAACCCAAUGGUUCUAUAAUAUUCAAACACGUGUCAAAAAACGACGAGAGCCACUACCUUUGUGAAGCAAAAAACAAUAUCGGAAGUGGAGUCAGUAAAGUGAUCUAUUUAAAGGUUAAUGCGCCAGCUCAUUUUCCAUACAAGACGAAACAAGUACAGGUGGUAAAAGGUGAGCAGGCUCAUCUUCAGUGUUCUGCUGUUGGCGAUACACCCAUGGAAAUAAUAUGGCGAUUGGAUGGACAACAGAUUACUGAUCAAGUGGACAAGAGGUACGACAUAAGGGAGCAGAUAUUGGCAGAAGGGAUGGUAUCGGAAUUGGGAAUAGAAAGGACGAUCCGUCAAGACACAGGAACAUUCACAUGUUUUGCUUCGAAUGCUUAUGGACAGGACGAGAUGAAUGUUCAAUUGAUCGUUCAAGAGAUUCCGGAACCUCCGAAAAAUGUCCGAGUCACGGAGCAGCUGUCUAGAUCGAUUGGCUUAUUGUGGUCGGAACCGUAUUCGGGAAACAGUCCUAUCAUUAAUUAUAUAGUGCAAUAUAAGCUAGGAUCAGAUGUGUGGCCAACACAGCCAGCGAAAGUUACUAUACCAGGAACGGAAACUGCAACCACUCUUGAAAAUCUGCAGCCCGCUCAAAAUUAUCAUAUCAGAAUUCUUGCCGAAAAUAGGCUGGGAUUAAGUGAACCUAGUCAAAUUAUCCAAGUUAACACGCUUGAAGAAGCACCAAGUGGAUCUCCGACGGAUAUAAGGGCGGAAGCGAAAAGUUCGACUGAAUUAGUGGUGACGUGGGAGCCUCCACCGAAGGAAUCGUGGAACGGUAAUCUUCUGGGUUAUCAUGUUGGAUAUCAAGAAUUACCUAGUGAAAGAUUGGUUUCUCCUACGCAAGGGUAUGUCUUCAAAACUGUCGACGUAAGAGCGCAAUACAGCGGAGAAGCUGUUCUACAAGGACUUGCCAAGUUCACAUCGUACAACAUCAUCGUGCAGGCGUACAACAGUAGAGGUUCCGGACCGGCUUCCGAGCCAAUAGUUGCCCAGACUUUAGAAGAUGCUCCUACACUGCCUCCUGAGAACGUUCAAUGUUCUGUCCUGAGCGCACAGAGUUUGCACAUAUCAUGGGAACCUCCGCUUCCCGGCGGACAAAAUGGAAUUAUACAGGGAUAUAAAGUGACUUAUCAUUCAGUUAGCGAAUGGACAGACAAUGACGAUCAACAGACCAAAGUUAUCCAAGCUACACGCACAACCGUAACAGGUCUUAAAAAAUAUACAAAUUACAGUAUCACAGUGUUAGCAUACACUUCCAGUGGAGAUGGUAUUCGCUCUUUACCUAUUUACUGCCACACCGAGGAAGAUGUUCCUUCGGCUCCUGCGGACAUCAAGGCUGUUCCCAGUGCCCUUAAUAAAAUUCUCGUCUCGUGGUUGCCCCCGAAGCAUAGCAAUGGACCUCUAGCAGGCUACACCUUUUAUAUGAGUAGUUUAGAGGACGGUAGAGAAGCAGGUACGCAUAAAAAGACCUUAAGUCCUACCAUGGAAAUGCAUGAGGUCACUAGGUCACAAGAAACGGCUACGUAUCAAUUUUGGGUUUCCGCUUUCACAAAGAGAGGAGAAGGUGAAAGCACCCAUGUCGUCACGGUAACACCAUCCAGCACAAUCCCUGCCAAGAUAGCUUCCUUCGGGAGGGAAAUAGUCAGUGCUUGGAAGCAGGACGUCAUUCUUUCCUGUAAGAGCGUUGGGAUUCCCCUGCCCGAAGUAAAGUGGAUGCUAAACGAACUACCCCUUGAGAUUGGGGGUAGAAGAUCUCUAACUCCUGAUAAAACUUUAACAAUUAAAGACGUACAACGAAUAGAUCAGGCGAAUUACUCAUGUCAUGCCGAAAAUAAGCACGGCAGGGAUAUAAUUACGUACUGGUUAAAGAUUUUGGUACCACCAGAUCCUCCCAUUCUGAGGGUAGUGGAGACCCAUUCCGAUAGUGUACAUCUACGAUGGACUGAUCAAAGAAACGGGGAAUCUCCCAUUCUGGGAUACGUAAUCAAUUAUAAAAGAGACCAUGGAGAUUGGGAAGAAUUACAAAUUCCAGCAAGGACAGAUGAACACAUUUUACGGAACUUGUGGUGUGGUACGAAAUAUUUACUUUAUAUCACUGCUAUUAAUAGAAUUGGAACUGGUCUACCAUGCGAUAUUGUUACUGCAUAUACAAAAGGAACUGUUCCGAUAAAACCGAAACAAUCUCAAUUAUUAACUACUAAUGCCACCACUGUAACCAUCUGGCUCGAUUCUUGGGGCGAUGGCGGUUGUGGAAUUUUAUAUUUCAUGGUUGAAUAUAAGAAAAAACAACAUCCAUCGUGGCUUGUGGCGUCUAAUCACAUAAAACCUAAUGAAAGAAUUUACAGCAUUCCGGACCUUUGGCCGGCAACCGAAUAUGAACUGAGAAUUACAGCUUUAAAUAAUGCAGGGGAAACAAUGGCUUUGUAUAAUUUUACGACAUUAACAGUCCUAGGGGUUGAACCAGAAGUUAUUCCUCCCGUGUCUCACUCGGAAUAUCAACCGUUUUAUGCCAACACGAGGGUAAUACUCCCUAUAAGUAUUUCGAUAGGCAUCCUGUUAGCCUUAAUAGCAACCAUAUUUUGGAGAAAGAAAAUUCAGCAAGAACGAAGCAACAGAAACAACAGCGGAAAUAAUUUGGGGGAGUCCCCGUCUAUGGCCCAAAUCCAGAACAAGCAGAACCGGGAUCAGCAAUAUCUCGCCGUAAGGGUUGGUCGUGGGCAACAGCCGCUCUCCCUAAACGAUUCGGACAACACUGGCACGUACAAGACGGAAUCUGCGGAUUACAUCGAAGAUAUAUGUCCGUACGCGACGUUUCAGCUGUCGAAACCUUCAUCGGGAGCACCAGGGCCUUACAGCGAAAGCUCUUACAGUGGAAACAUCUACAGCGGUCCGUACCAUUCGGUACGAGGCUCUUUUGUUUAUCAUGAUGUAAAACCACCACCAAGUUCAUCUAGUGAUAAGUUUAAGUUAUCAGGACAUAGUAAAGAACCUGAAUAUACCAAAGUUAGAAGAAAAGGAGGAAGAUUAAGGGACCCUCAUUCGGAAAGUCAAGAAUCUGACAACCUUGGCAGUACUGACUCGGAAGUUAAGAAGAUUUUAACUUUACAUAUGCCUAUUUCAGAGUACGAUACCCUUGGCAGCGAUUCCGAGGGAGACGCUGAGGGUGGUACGGCCAGUCAAGAACUUAUGUCCUUUCGACAAAGGAUAAGAGGUGGUACAGAAGGAUCGACUUCAUCGUCUGAAACGUCUCCCCCGUCAGGAAGUGUCGGUAGAAAACCCUACCAUCACUUCCAUCAUUCGCACCAUCACCAACAUCAUCAAUCGCGAAAAAACAAAGGAAAACAGUCUUCGCAAUUGAGCAAGAGACACGUACGAAGUAGUAGCGGCUAUUCAAGUCACAACGAAGAGACCACUUUUAGUAUCUCCCACGCACCGAGCUUCAACGAAAGAAUCAACCCCCCGAGCAGGUUUUCCGAUAUAAGUUCUAGAGAUUUUAGCGAGCCCGAGUGUGAAAAAACAGCCCAUCCCAAUAAGAAGAAUAAAGGAAUGUCGAAACUUAAUAGAGAAACGUUUCAAAUAAACGUUUAAUAAAUAAUAAUUUAAAAGGAUUAUUAUUAAUAACUAAAUAAUUGUAAAUGGUCCAAAGGAAAAUGAAAUAAUAUCGUUGAUAGAGAGUUGAAAAUCCAAGGUAAAAUCUGAGAUAUUCUUACAGUGAAAAGUUUUUGAAAUCAUUUUACUAAAGUUAAAGAUAUACCACAUACUUAAUGUGCUUGCACAAAAUGUUUUAUUAUUGUAAUACGCUUUUAUUAAUAUAUUAUUGAUAAAAAUGAAGGUUCGGAGAUUACAAAAACAUCUACUGUAAAAUAUCAUCAGAUAGUAGAAGCUAAAAUGCACGAAAUUUCCUUUCUUAAGUCAGUACAGUAGUGAAACGAAAUGAGAUACCUACAAAGAGAUUUCUUCCUAUUAUUUUUAGAAUAU
Molecule: messenger RNA, 6542 nt
Organism: Agrilus planipennis (emerald ash borer)
Lineage: Eukaryota; Metazoa; Arthropoda; Insecta; Coleoptera; Buprestidae
Gene: Dscam4
Product: Down syndrome cell adhesion molecule-like protein Dscam2
Exons: 22
Coding region: 213-6152 (1979 amino acids)
Biological process (GO): axon guidance; homophilic cell-cell adhesion; dendrite self-avoidance
Cellular component (GO): axon; plasma membrane
Molecular function (GO): cell-cell adhesion mediator activity
Source: RefSeq, a predicted model, not a curated record